ACCACAGGACACCAUUUCCAAGGUCUGAGACUUUAAAACUCUCUUUCUGGGAAAAUGAAUCAUUAAUUUUUAAGGGUACCAGAAAGCAGCUGCUCUUGAAAACCAUCUGCUACACUAGAGUUCGCCCUUUUUGACACAGAAAGUAUGAGCUGGGGAUUCCUACGAGACGUUCUAAGUGGAGUGAAUCAAUAUUCAACAGGAAUUGGCAGAAUCUGGCUGGCUAUCGUGUUUAUAUUCCGUCUGCUUGUGUAUGUAGUGGCUGCAGAAAAUGUGUGGAAAGAUGAACUGAAGGAGUUCGAGUGCAACAUCAGGCAACCUGGUUGUGAAAAUGUGUGUUUUGAUCACUUCUUCCCCAUUUCCCAGGUGAGGCUAUGGGCCUUACAACUGAUCAUGGUCUCCACCCCAUCACUUCUUGUUGUUCUCCAUGUUGCCUAUCGAGAAAACAGGGAAAAAAGACACAGGAAGAAAUUGUACAAGAACACAGGAAGCAUGGAUGGUGGAUUGCUCUGCACCUACCUUAUCAGCCUCCUUUCCAAAACAGCAUUUGAAAUCAGCUUUCUCUUUUUAUUUCACAAGUUGUAUGGUGGUUUCAACGUGCCCCGGCUCGUUAAGUGUGACAUGAGUCCAUGCCCAAACACAGUUGAUUGUUACAUAUCUAAGCCAACAGAGAAGAAAGUCUUUCUGUAUAUAGUGGUGGUGACGUCCUGCUUGUGUAUUGUCUUAAACAUUACUGAACUCACCUACUUGAUCUUCAAAUACUCCAUCAAAUGCUGUUUCAGGAAUUACAUCAAGAAAGUUCAAGAUACAAAACAUGAACGCAAAAACUCAAAUUCUAUUGACCAGUAUGGAACAAUCCUGGGCAGCAGAAAUGGUUCAGCUACUCUCUUCAGUAUUCAAGAUGAACGAAAUCUGCCUCCCAAUCCUCAUGAAGAAUAAAAGCACUGAUUGUUAAAUAAAUAACUCUUUAAAUGUAUGUUCAGAUAAUAGUAAGGCGGCUUGGGGAUUUUGAACAGCAGGAACUGUAUCUUUUUCACAUAGGGUUUUAUUCUAGUUAACUGAUUUUAACUAAUGAGGAUGCAAAAACCUGACUUACUGUGAACUGUUGUAUUAUUUAUGACAGAGAAUACUGAAAUGAGCAGUAAUUUUAAAAGACAGUAGUUUGAUAUCA
Molecule: messenger RNA, 1168 nt
Organism: Eublepharis macularius
Lineage: Eukaryota; Metazoa; Chordata; Lepidosauria; Squamata; Eublepharidae
Gene: GJB7
Product: gap junction protein beta 7
Exons: 2
Coding region: 145-936 (263 amino acids)
Biological process (GO): cell communication
Cellular component (GO): connexin complex
Source: RefSeq, a predicted model, not a curated record